Molecule: messenger RNA, 1393 nt
Organism: Pezoporus flaviventris
Lineage: Eukaryota; Metazoa; Chordata; Aves; Psittaciformes; Psittacidae
Gene: TMEM154
Product: transmembrane protein 154
Exons: 6
Coding region: 136-702 (188 amino acids)
Source: RefSeq, a predicted model, not a curated record
ACCCAUCAAAGAGAGUCCAUCUCCUCAAGAAAUGCAGCUCAGAUGCACCCCGGCAGGAAACAGGAAAUGUAAAUGUUUGGGUGAAGCAGGGAGCCAGCCAAAGAGCCCCUCAGGUGGGAGCACCGCCAAGGUAACAUGCAAAAGCAAAACCUCAUCGUGCUGCUUUCUGCCCUGUCACUGGCUGGAGGAUCUGCUGGGAAUGGCUUUGAAAACGAUGGUUCAGGAGAUGGAUCACCAAUAUUACCCACUGUUACAGUAACGCCUCCUGCUACACGUUCUUCAACUGCAGAUGACCAUGAGCCAGUACUUGGCACUGCAGGCGCUACUGAAAGCGGCCCUGAAGGAAGAAGUACUCCAAGUACUGAACUGGAUACCGUAAACGAUCAAGACAGCCUAGCAGCAGCAGAACAGUCUAUCUUGAUAUACGUUGUCCCUGUCGUGCUGCUGGUCCUGUUGAUUUUGCUCAUCAUAUCUUUUGUAAUACAUCAUAAAAGGAAAAAGUCUAAGCAAGAUGAGCUGGGAAGUGAAAAUGUGAAAAGUCCUAUUUUUGAAGAAGACACACCCUCUGUUAUGGAGAUAGAAAUGGAAGAGCUUGACAAAUGGAUGAACAGCAUGAACAAAAACGCUGACUGUGAAUGCUUGCCUACUGUAAGAGAAGAAGAAAAAGAAUCCAUUGCCAACCCAAGUGAUGGUGAAUCAUGAAGUCACAAUAGCAAAGAACUGGUUAAAAUGAAGCAGUGCACAAGCUAACUAUCCUCCAGAUAUUGGAUGGACUGGAUUUACAUAGAAUUCAUCUCAAAAGGCCGGAGAAGCAAAAGCUUUUGUUGUGUUCUGCUACAUAGUCUUCAGAAAGGAAACAUCACCAAAGGGAAGGAAAUAGAAAAAGGAAGAGGACUAUAGUAAGAUCAGGGGCUGAUUUAAAUUCCUUCUGCAAUGAGAAUUAUCUCACUUCAAGAGAAGCCUUUUCUCCUCCUAAAAGUUCUCAAAAUAGUUCCUGUUUCUGUCUAGUCCUUCAGUUGUGUAUUGUGUGGCACUUAAAACCACUUCUGUUCCAAGUUUGGUGGGUUUGUUUUGUUUGGUUUUUUUUUUGUGAGUUAUUGUUUUUAUAUAUAAAUAGCAGCCAUAAUUCUGGACUGCCCUGGUUUGGUGGAUGUGAUGCUCAUGCCUAUGCAAUGUUUGGUUUUCAAUUUUCUGUUCGGUACUGGUGCACUGAUUUGCACAGGGCAUCUGCUGGGGAGGUACUAGACUAGGACUGACAGACCAACUCUGAGAACAGAGCAGCUGAAAAGACUCUCAAAGGAUUUGCCACAGGUGACUGCAGCCCAGUGAGGGCAUGGUUUGUGUAGCAUGCUUUUUGGUUUUCAAAUUAAAAGCAUUGGAGAAGUGAAAAAUA